Molecule: messenger RNA, 1540 nt
Organism: Sinocyclocheilus rhinocerous
Lineage: Eukaryota; Metazoa; Chordata; Actinopteri; Cypriniformes; Cyprinidae
Gene: alkal2a
Product: ALK and LTK ligand 2a
Exons: 6
Coding region: 374-799 (141 amino acids)
Biological process (GO): positive regulation of ERK1 and ERK2 cascade; positive regulation of ERK5 cascade
Molecular function (GO): receptor tyrosine kinase binding; receptor signaling protein tyrosine kinase activator activity
Source: RefSeq, a predicted model, not a curated record
GUCUGAGAGCCUCAAUAAAUUGACGAGAAUCGACGGCGAAUGUCUCGAGGCGUUGAAGACGCGCGCGCUCAGCGUCCUCAGGAGCUUUGACUGGAGUUUUCUCAAGUCUCGGAAACAUCAGAAGGAAGUCUGACCACUAUAACUUCCCACGCUUGAGCACAUUAAAGAACGAUUCGUUUUAAAGGGUAGCGCGCGCUCUCUCUUUCCCAGCGCGUUCUGCGAGCCUCGCGUGGGGUUAAAUAGGCACAGGACGCUGAGUCGCCUCAGGCUGUGUCGACUGAGGGAAAGAAACGCGGCGACACAAGCGUCCUCAGACUGCGUGAUCCAGGACUUGGGCAGUGCGGGACUUGCGCGCACUCUGGUUGCGGGAGCGAUGCGCGCGCUGCGGGCUCCGGUUCUAGUAAUGGGGCUCGUCAUGUUAAUCUGCACUACUGCACAAAGCGACGCCAGCGCGAACAAGGUCGAGAAAACGUUCAGACGGAUAAUGGACAUCAUGAGACUGGCGGAAAACAGCGUUGACGACGCGAGCGCGCAAAAGAAGGAGAGUGCGCCAAAGGACACUCAUCGUCUCAAAACGGAAACCGGGGAAACAAUUUUAAAAAUCUUUCCCAGAGACCUCAGAAAGAAAGAGAAGGUUAUCAAAAUCUUAACAGGUCCUCUUUAUUUCAGUCCAAAAUGCAAGAAGCACGUCUACAGGCUUUAUCACAACACCAGAGACUGCACCAUCCCUGCAUACUACAAAAGGUGCGCGCGACUCUUGACGCGACUGGCAGGGAGUCCGAGAUGUCAAGAGGGUUAACUGUACCAGGUUGAAGCCACACCAGAGUGACCCAAGGAAAAGAAAAAAACAGCAGUCAAAGUGCCUUUGGACAAGAGAAGAGAAUUUAAACCAACACCCAACAUUCCACAUAAUCAGCACAUCUCGUCCAGAACACUGCUCUGCCUCUCUGGAGAAUAGAUGUGGGAAAUUAUUGACAGAGAAGUAAACACGGAAUAAUGGGAUGCACUUGCCCAAGGACAGUCUGAUGGACUCAACAUGGAGCCAAUGUUAAAACACAAGACGACAGAGAAAGAAAACAGAAAACGCAUCUGGCAUAGUGCGUUCUGAACCUGUCUGCCAAAAAAGAAAUGUUUUGAAAAAAAACAUUUUUUCCAUCGUUUCAUCAUGAAAAAGGGAUAGCCAUGGUUUUGCGUUUCGAUAUCAGAUUAUCGAGACUCGUCAGUCAUUGCUGAUGUUUCGCACGACAUGCCUCGAUGGGGUUACAAUUCAGAGCCACGAUGACAAAUUGAGUUAGUUCGCUGCAACGAGAGAGCUUUGCUUUUCUCUGUGCCAGAACUGAAAAUCAUUAAUUGCAUGAACGUUUCCUUUUGCUUCUGUUUGCCAGCAGACAGGUAGAUUUUUGCAGUAAAUCUGUGACCAAAAGCUUUUCGUUUUUGUGUGAAACUGUGAGUGUAUGACUGUGGAAUAUAUUCAAUAUAUUUUGAUAUGUAAAUGUUGUACAAAUGAGACUUAAAAAUCCCUAUAACAAACAUAUAAGCG